AUGGACGAAACUUUAAAUGCUUCUUUGGAGCAUCCAAGUACAAAGUUAAAGAAUGAAACGCCUUUUUUGUCAUCAAUAAAAUGGCUUAUUUCAGGAGGAUUUGGUGGUGCUUGUGCAGUUCUUGUUGGGCACCCAUUUGGUGUGUUUUCAAGUGUUUUUAUGUUAAAUUUAGACUUUUUAGAUAUUGUGAAAGUACGGUUGCAGAUUGCAAAAAAAGGGUUUUAUACUGGAUCACUUGAUGUAGCUAAGAAGAUCCUUUCACAGAAUGGCUUUUUUGGACUUUACCAGGGUUUGAUACCUCCUCUUCUUGGAACUGUUCCUAUUAUUUCUGUUACAUUUUGUGGUUAUGACUUUUUCAAAUUUUUAAUAAGAAAAGUUUCAGGUGUAUCUUCUGAAUUAACAAUUCAACAUAUUGUAUAUGCAGGCUUUCUUUCAGCUAUUCCUGCUACAUUUGUUACUGCACCAUUUGAACGUGUUAAAAUUAUAUUACAAAUUCAGGGACAGCAUGAGAAAAAUAGAUUUAAUGGUGUAUUUGAUGUAUUAAGGCAUUUGUAUAAAACAGAUGGCAUAAAAUCAUUAUUUAGAGGCGGAUGCUUGACAUUUGCUCGAGAUGGUCCAGGCUCUGCUAUUUAUUUUGGUGUAUAUGAAGCUACGAAAAGAUAUAUGAUGCCAGAUGAUUCUAAAUUAUCUAUUGGAACAACUAUUAUGGCUGGUGGACUUUCUGGUGUUGCUAUGUGGUCUAUUAUGUUUCCUAUUGAUACGAUAAAAUCAACUAUACAAGGUUCAGAUAAUAUAAGUUUUAGAUCAGCAUGUACUACAUUAUAUCGUCAAGGGGGUAUCUUUCGUUUUUUUCCGGGGUUUGUACCGGCAAUUCUUCGAUCAUUUCCUGCGAAUAGCGCUUCUUUCUUGGGUGUUGAGGUUGUCCAUAAAAUUCUGGAUAGUUUGUUUUAA
Messenger RNA from Pneumocystis jirovecii RU7, 951 nucleotides. RefSeq lists its product as uncharacterized. Lineage: Eukaryota; Fungi; Ascomycota; Pneumocystomycetes; Pneumocystales; Pneumocystaceae. Gene Ontology annotation, molecular function: O-acyl-L-carnitine transmembrane transporter activity. The transcript is spliced from 6 exons. The record is from RefSeq and is a predicted model, not a curated record. Gene Ontology annotation, biological process: carnitine transmembrane transport; mitochondrial transport. Bases 1 to 951 code for a protein of 316 amino acids. Gene Ontology annotation, cellular component: mitochondrial envelope.